CAAGAAGAAGAAAAGGAACUUAGUUUGCUUCUUCAUGUUAAUAAGUAGUCAGCUAAUUUCUUGUGAAGCUAGCAGAGAUUCACAGAUACAGAAAGAUUCUCACUUCUCACAUCAAGUUCUCCAGAUGACUACUCUUGUUGUUGAAAUUAUAGCCGUAGCAAUUGCUUUUGCACCACUUUUUUAUCAGGUUGGCAAGGAUGCAUUGAAAUCUGUCAAGAAAGAAGCUUCAUAUUCAAAGAAUCUGAAGCAAAACUAUGAAGCCUUGCAAUGGGAACUGAACUUCCUUCUUGAUUUUAAGAGUGGUAUUGAACGUACGAUCCGUAGACGGCGAGAAAACUACGGGGAAAUCUAUAACAGAUGGAGUAUCCACGUGCAUGAGGUUGAGGAGAAAGCAAAAUCCUGCCUUGAAAAAUAUGAACACAUCAGAAAAUGCUAUGCUGUUCGCAGAUCAAAGCUUAGCAGAAAAAUGGUUAGUUUGUAUAUGAAAGUUAUUGAGCUUAAAGGGGAGGGUAAUGAUUUAGCAAGGUUGCUUGGCGGUAUCCCUGAUUUGAGGCUACCUCCAUGUAAUGAGCUUCAGCAGUCAAAUAGGGGAUGGAUUUUACUAUUGAAGAUUAUAAUCUCAACAGCUUCUGCGAUUGUAGGUGCAAUACUUGUGAUGAGAGCUUUAUCCAAGAACUAAUAUCAUAAACUUUAGCAGCAGGAACAUUAAUAGAGUGGGAAUUACCUAUAAAUCCUGCUAUGUAUUGAGAGCUUUGUCCUUGGACAGAACUCAUUCCAGCUGGUCCUUUCCCUUUGAUCAAUUUACUGAACUCAAACUGAAAAGUAUUUAAUAUUGUGCCUGUUAAAACUAUGUCGUUUUACUGCUUAUUAUUAUUGUUUUAUACUGAACAUCUAAACUAUGUCGUAUUGUUGUUAUGAGCAGAGUUUUAUAUGCACGUGAUGUGCAUAUGGUGCUGUUUGGUAUAAAAGGAAGCGAUGCUUCCAGAACGAUGUGUAACGUCAAUUUUAUUACAUUUGAAAUAAAGCUCUCGAUCUUUUUCUCUCUUUAUUGCUUCUGCACAUGGUAUCAGAGCCUGAACUCUAACCACGGCGGCGCGUCACCGGUUGAAUGCUAGAGAUCCUCAGUCCUUUGGAAAGAUCUGGUCAUGGCGAGUAGUAGUAAGGAACAAAAGGCGACUGGAGCUUCAGAAAAGUUGCAGAUCGUGAAUACGGGGAUGGGAGACCCCCUGAGUCUUCAAACAUCUGAUCAUCCAGGUAUGAGCCUAAUCUCUGCACCUCUUGUAGGACCUAAUUUCAGAUCUUGGAGUAGGGCCGUUAAAAUAGCCCUAAGAGCCAAGAUGAAAUUGGGAUUUGUCGAAGGCACUACUUCGACACCUAGUAAAGACACUGAGGGAUAUGAACAGUGGAAAAGAUGUGACUUCAUGGUUACAUCUUGGAUUCUCAACUCCAUCUCUAAGGAGUUAGUUGAUGGAUUUAUAUACACUGCCUCUGCGAGAGAUCUCUGGCAAGAGAUCUACGAGAGAUUUGGAGAGUACAAUGGUCCUAUGAUCUACGAGUUGCACAGGAAAAUAUCCCUUAUCUCCCAAGAAAAUCAGUCUGUGUCAGUCUACUUCACUAAGCUGAAGAGGCUGUGGGAUGAGCUUGGAUUUGUAGAACCUCUUCCAACAUGUACUUGUGGAGCCUUUAGGGCCAUAGCUGAAAUAACGAACAGGAAUAGGCUCAUGCAAUUCCUAAUGGGUCUAAAUGAGGCCUUCGGGUCUGUGAGAGAUCAGGUAUUGGGGAUGGACCCUUUACCAACUGUAAACAAGGCCUACUCAAUGGUUGUAAAAUUUGAGUCUCAAAGGGAGAUUCUGGGGGCAAUGAAUGACAACUCAGAAUCUCUUGCCCUAUUGAAUAAGGCUCAAGCUCAGAGUCUGUCCAGACCAAGAAGGUCUGAGGUCAAGAAGGGUCAUUGCAUCUUCUGCAACAUGGAUGGCCACACUCGGGAAGGGUGUUUUAGAUUGAUUGGGUAUCCUGAUUGGUUCAAGACUAAGAACAAGGUAGGAACCCAAUCUUUCAAAGGCAAUAGAAGCACCAAAGUUAUGGCUGCUAUUGAAGGAAACAAAUCAGAAGAGGAUAACCCUCUGGAAUAUCUAGACACAUCAAGUAAAAUACAUGAAUUGACAUCCAUGCUGAGCUCUUUAAAACAAGAAGUUUCUCAGCUUGUAAAAGGGAAAGGGACUCUUGCCCCAAGCACUUCUUAUGGAUCUGAGGCACAUUUCAUAGACUUUGCAGGUAACCCUACUCUCUAUAACACUUGCAAUGCUGAAAUGCAAACUGACUCUGAUUGGAUCCUAGACACUGGAGCCACAAAUCACAUGUGUUCAGACAGCACCAUAUGCACAUCACGUGUAUAUAAAACUCAGCUCAUAACAACAAUACGACAUAGUUUAGAUGUUCAGUAUAAAACAAUAACAAUAAGCAGUAAAAUGACAUAGUUUUAACACACUUCAGGCUGAACCAAAUGAGUUUUUCUCAUUUUGAUGUAAGAAAUUGUUUGUUUGAAAUCAUGAACUCUAAUGUUGAUCUUCACAGCUUUGUAAAUAGCACUCCCUUCCAAAUGGAGUUGAAUAAAGAACAUUCCAUGCAGUUUGAACAGAGACAUAAACAUGUAGUGACCAUGAAUAAUAUGCAUGAUAGACUAGGGCAUGUAUCAGUAGGUAAACUCAAACAUGUUAAAGGCAUAAAUAUCAGUAAUGAGGCCAUGAAAUGAUGUCCUGUCUAUCCCCUAGCUAAACAAGCCAGAUUACCUUUUCCCAGAAGUCACACCUUAGCCUCAAAACCUUUUGAAUUAAUUCACAUUGACAUAUGGGGGCCAUAUAAGACCAGCUCUAUCACUGGAGCUAAGUUCUUCCUCACCAUUGUUGAUGAUUAUAAUAGGGCUGUGUGGACUUUUAUGAUGCACUUAAAAGGUUAGGCUUUUAGUUUGACUAAACACUUUAUACACAUGAUAGAAAAUCAGUUUAAUACCACCAUCAAAGUCAUUAGAAGUGACAAUGGAAAGGAGUUUCUAAGCCAUAAUUAUAGUUCUCUGCUUAUGAGUAAGGGGAUUAAGCACCAAAGAUCCUGUCCGUACACUCCACAACAGAAUGGAGUUGUGGAGAGGAAACACAGACACAUACUUGACACUGCUAGAGCCUUGAAAAUGCAAUCACAAGUCCCUAUCCAAUUCUGGUCAGAAUGUAUAUUAACUGCUACUUACCUAAUUAAUAGUAUGCCUAUGGAGCAUUUUAAUUGGUCCACGCCUUAUGAGAGGCUCUAUGGGACCUCACCUGACUAUUCUCACUUGAGAAAGUUUGGUUGCUUGUGUUUUGCUACUUCUGUGGGAACUCAGAAGGACAAAUUUCAAGAAAGAGCCAUUAAAGCUGUGAUGAUAGGUUAUGCCAGCACACACAAAGCCUAUAAGCUUUAUAACAUCAGUGAUAAAACCUUCUUUAUUAGUAGGGAUGUCGUUUUCCAUGAAAACAUAUUUCCCUUCCAAAACACUAAUCUGAUUGAGAACUCUGUGGUUCCUAUUCCUGUGAUUGAGAAUGAUUGCCCAGAUGUUGAUUUCUGUCCAUCUGGUCACACCAGUGAUAACAUACAGAAAUAUCCUUCAGUUAGAAGGACCCAAAGGCAUAGGCAAGCGCCUAUCUGGAUGCAGGACUAUGUAAAUUCCCAAAAAGCAUCCUUCAUGAUCAAUAAUCCCUUACAUCAGUCUUACAUUUGCAAUAUCAAUAAGGUCACUGAACCUUGUACUUACACUCAAGCAUCUAAGGAUGCACAUUGGGUUGAAGCCAUGAAGCAAGAGCUUCAGGCCCUGGAAAAUAAUAACACCUGGGUGCUCA
This is a messenger RNA of Manihot esculenta (cassava), 3866 nucleotides long. RefSeq lists its product as uncharacterized. The record is from RefSeq and is a predicted model, not a curated record. Bases 1146 to 2477 code for a protein of 443 amino acids. The transcript is spliced from 2 exons. NCBI's taxonomy places the organism in Eukaryota, Viridiplantae, Streptophyta, Magnoliopsida, Malpighiales, Euphorbiaceae.